CUCUCUUCCCACUUCCACUCAUCCGCAAACGUCCUCUCUUUCUCUCUUGUACGCCAGCAUGGACGGAUGGAACAAACUCUCGUCGGGCCUCGCAGGCCUCAACAUCGGCCAGUCCGCCAACAAGUUCGCCAAGGGCUUCCAAUCCAGUGUGCAGGCCACCAGGGAGCGCCUCGGCCAGGUCGCCCCGGACGAGAUAACUGAGCUUCCGCAGGAGUACAAGGACCUCGAGGCCCGCGUCGACGCCCUCCGUGCCGCCCACCUCGCGCUCUUGAAAGUCACGAAGGUGUACGAGUCCGAGACGUACGACUACCCAACGCAGAUCCAGGAGUCGCUCACCGAGCUCGGCACGACCAUCGGGCACGGCAUCACCAACUUCGCCGCCGCGAACCUGAAGGGCACGGCGCUGCCCGCGCCCGAGCCCGCCCAGCCGAACGCCCCGCAGCACAAGACGCUCCCGCACGCGUUCGGGCGCGCGGCGACGAACGCGGCGACGGCCGUGCAGACCGUGUCGGGCGCCGGAGACGACAAGCUGGGCAAGGGCCUGCAGGUGUACGCGGGCGCGUGGGAGAAGAUCGCGGACGCGCGCGUCGAGCAGGACGCUACCGUCCGCGAGCGCUUCCUCCAGCCGUGGCAGACGACGCUCUCGACGAGCAUCAACGUCGCGAUGAAGGCGCGCCAGGCGGUUCGUGUGAGCCGGCUUGAGCUCGAUGCGGCGAAGCAGACCUUGAAGACUGCGGGCCCCGCUAAGCAGGAGGCGGCUCGGCUCGAGGUUGAGAACGCGGAGGACGACCUCGUGCAGAAGACCGAGGUUGCGAUCACCCUCAUGAAGACCGUCCUUGACAACCCUGAACCUCUGAAGGACCUGAACGAGCUUGCAAAGGCGCAGCUCAUGUUCUACGCGACCGCGGCCGAGGCGCUCUCGAGCGUCCAAGGCGAGAUCGAGGAGCUGAGCGUCGCAGCAGAGGGCGAGUACAGGAAGACCCGCGACCACUGAGUGAUUGCCUGUGUAUACUUGGAGCAGCUUAUAAUGGACCCUUCUCGCUGUACUGCUUCGUUCCCGCUCCCGCCCGGCUAUACCGCCCGACUGAUAACGAUGACACGCCGUCUACACGAACUCACCUAUGUAUUCCACCUUAUAGUUCUGGAUCCUCGAUGCGAUGAAUUUUUGCACCUCC
Trametes versicolor FP-101664 SS1 is the source of this 1175-nucleotide messenger RNA. RefSeq lists its product as uncharacterized. NCBI's taxonomy places the organism in Eukaryota, Fungi, Basidiomycota, Agaricomycetes, Polyporales, Polyporaceae. The transcript has 7 exons. The coding region runs from base 59 to 994 and encodes 311 amino acids. The record is from RefSeq and is a predicted model, not a curated record.